AUGGCUUUCUUCUCCUCGAGUUUCGUUUUGGUGAUGUCAGGAAGCACCGGCAUCCCAUCCCUGUCGAUUUCGAGUUCAAAAGCAGGCUUCCUGAUUCUCUUUCGACCUCCAUUCACCUGUUGCCCACCAUCUCGUGCCCCAGCACCUAUCAUGACAAAGAUCAACCAAUUCAUUCCAGUAGCCAGAGAUCAAACACUCACUGAAUUGUUCCUGCACAGUCAGAAUGACUACCUCAGGCAAUGGCUGCCAAGGCAGGAAUCAUAUCUGCAUCACCUCCUGGAUCGAGAAGCUCCACCAGAAGAUAGGAGAUGUGUCAUCUGCGACCAGGAUGGGGUCUACAAAUGUCAAGAUUGUCUUGGGGAGCCACUCUAUUGCACUGGCUGUUGCAGAAGUCAACAUCUUUGCAAUCCCUUCCAUUGGAUCAGUCAAUGGAAUGGUCAAUUCUUUGAGCAAAGUUGUCUCGCUCACGUCGGACUCAUCAUACACCUUGGUCAUGAGGGCAAACAAUGUCCGGUACUUACAGAUAGGUGGGAUUUGUUCGAAGAAGAUGAACCGGAAGACCAGCUUGAGCCUGAAGAUCUACCAUCUGUGUUGGGACCCAAGUUCCAGCCGAAGGAAAACACCAUGGUCAUCAUUGACAAGUCCGGAGUUUAUCGCCUCCGGGUUCGAUGCUGCAAUUGUCCAAAUGCCAUGAGUCCAGACCUUCAAAUGUUUCGAGAUGGAUUUUUCCCCACUUCAUUUAACAAGCCGAAGACUUUGUUCACCUUCAGGGUUCUCGAUGAUUUUCUAUUGGACAACCUUGAAUGUGGGACCUCGGUGAUGAACUAUUACAGCAAGCUCCGGCGAAUGACCUCAAGGAUGUUUCCACACCUUGUACCGGACCAAUACCAAGAGCUCAUGAGAGUCCCCCGACAGUGGAGGCAGUUGAAGACGAUGAAAUGGCAUGGCUUCAGCCAUUGUUCCGACAGCCCGAAUGCAGGAGAUCUCGCAUUAUUUUUCCCGGCAUUCACCUCAGAAGCUGAACACCUGCAUCCCAUGAAGCCAUUUGAUGAAGUUUGGCUGUCAGAUGGGUUGGGAUUCAUGGUGGGAAAGGACAGGUAUAAAACGCAUCUUGCAGAGGCUGCCGACACUUUAGAAAAAUCAAGCUGCAACAAUCACUGGGCAGUAAAUCAAGCAAAUGCAGCUCGGCACAAGCUGGAAUCCACGGGCAUUGGGGGAGUAGCCUAUUUUCAGAAAGGCGAAAGACAAAUGAACAUGGACUAUGCCCUUUGUGAGGCUGCCCGGCACAACAUGAAAGGCAUCACCAGGGCGGUCACCUUCUAUGAUAUCAACUGUCAAUACAACAAGCACUUUCGGGUUUGGGUGGAUCGAAGCCGAUUUAAUGGCAUCGGUCGGAUUGAUGGAGAGAUCAUGGAGACCCUAUGGCCAUGUCUCAACCUAAUUUCCCCUGCUGCUCGGGGAAUGUCAUCCCCGCAUCGAAAGGAAUGUCUCGAUUAUCAGAUGAAUGAUUCCAAUUUCUGCAAGAUGAUCUGCAUGAAAAGGACCCUUUGCCGAAAAUACAAGCAGGCGAAGAAUGGCAUUGCCGAAAGUGAAAAGGCUUUCGACAUACUCAAUGAAGCAGCACCCAGUGAUUCAAAGACAGAGUGGCUUGCCAGCGAGAGGAUCACUCAGUCCAGCAGAAUAAAUAAUCCUGCGGCUAUGGAUGUAUAUGAGAUUAAUAUCAAGAAGGCACCAAGCAAAAAGGAGAUCGAGCUUAGACUACUAGAGGAGGGUAAUGCCCGAAAUGCAGCACCUGCUCGCAGAUCUGCUCAAAUCGCAUUGCUCAUCGAGGUCCGAAGAAUUGGUAGAAGAACUACUGAGACACAGAAGUUAGACAUCGCCCGGCAACGCGAUCGUCUCCAAGGACAGAUAGAUGGAUUCACUCAGUCUGCUAUUAUGCAUCUCAGAGAGGGAUUUGAUGCAGAUGAUGAUACUGAAGACUUGAACUUGGACAUUCUUGAUGAUCUCGAUGAUGACUUGGCGGACUUCACCGAGACAUCUGACACAUGGGCAAACUCUCCUGAGCUCACUGUAAUCCCAUUGCCAUCAAACCUCAGGAUGUCUCUUCGUGAAGGGCAGGCCAAUGACUCCCUUCACAACCUCCGAAUUCACUUGUGCAACAAGGCGAUUCUGUUUCAAACAACAGUUAGGCAAGCCAAAUCCCAGGCCCUGAAAACUCGAGCUUGGUCCCAGGUGACGUCGGUGCAGCAGGCAGUGUCCCUCCAUGCCAGUAUGUAUACAAAGACGAGGAAGCAAAUGAUGCAACUGGAGCCAGGGCAAGACCAGGCUCAGAAAUACAAACCCCUGCUUCGAGAGCAACUCAAAAUCAGCACUGCCGUCGGCGAUCCAAAUGCCCGAGGUCAGCGAAACGAGUCCCUCGCUUGGUUCUGGUCAGUCGAAGUCGACCUUGGGGGUCCCGAUCACUCGUGGAAUGAGGAAUUUUACCAAGUUCAUUGGCUCCAGGCAAAGGCACUACGGGAUCGAUGGAAGGAAGAAAUGAUGUUGGUCCAAUUGGAGAUGGAUUGGACAUGUAACUUUUUCUUGUGGAAAGCAACCCAAUGGGGUGACAGGAUGCGCGAAUCAUUGGUGAAACACCUUCCGGGUCAUGCAUGCUACUCGGGAAGGCAAUCCCAAAUGUAUUCAUUGCUGGCACUGGAUGCCCAGGCAGCAUUUCAAGACCUGAAGACUGGGUUUAUAGAUGCUCGAGAUGAAUGA
This is a messenger RNA of Suillus subalutaceus, 2754 nucleotides long. RefSeq lists its product as uncharacterized. The record is from RefSeq and is a predicted model, not a curated record. NCBI's taxonomy places the organism in Eukaryota, Fungi, Basidiomycota, Agaricomycetes, Boletales, Suillaceae. The transcript is spliced from 11 exons. The coding region runs from base 1 to 2754 and encodes 917 amino acids.